Messenger RNA from Talaromyces atroroseus, 1518 nucleotides. RefSeq names its product putative metabolite transport protein GIT1. Gene Ontology annotation, cellular component: plasma membrane. Gene Ontology annotation, biological process: carboxylic acid transport; transmembrane transport. The record is from RefSeq and is a predicted model, not a curated record. Gene Ontology annotation, molecular function: carboxylic acid transmembrane transporter activity. The coding region runs from base 1 to 1518 and encodes 505 amino acids. Lineage: Eukaryota; Fungi; Ascomycota; Eurotiomycetes; Eurotiales; Trichocomaceae. The transcript has 6 exons.
AUGUCGGAAAUUCAAAUCCACCAGCAGCAGCAGUACGGCGAGAAAGCCGUCGCUGUUAAAGACACCUAUCGAGACGAUGGCGGGGAGAACGCCGCACAAUCAGGCCUGGUGACGAGAGCGCGCCAGAGUAUGUCGGAUCUGUUCACGAUUUUCGCUGCGGGGUUCGCUCUGAUCUCUGAUGGUUACCAGAAUAACUUGAUGACCAUGGCCAAUGUUCUCCUCAAAAAGGAGUAUCCUGAACAGUACAACUCGACCGUGUCCACGCGUGUGUCCAACGCGCUCUUGGUCGGUGAGGUUAUUGGCAUGCUUGUCAUUGGUUUGACCUGCGACUACCUCGGCCGGAAAUGGGCUAUUGUGAUUACGACCGUCCUGAUUGUUGUCGGCGGCAUUCUGGCCACGGCGUCGAAUGGGUAUACUAUCAACGGCAUGUUCUGGAUGAUGACUGUUGCGCGCGGGACGAUUGGAUUUGGAACCGGUGGUGAAUAUCCAGCAUCAUCCGUCUCCGCCUCCGAGGCAGCAAACGAGCGCACACUUAAACGCCGCGGUCCACUUUUCAUCUUGGUGACCAACCUGCCACUUUCGUUGGGCGGACCGUUUGCUGUCAUUGUCUUUUUGAUUGUCUUCUCGGCUUGUAACCAGGCGCACUACAGCACGGUGUGGCGUGUUUGUUUUGGUAUUGGCUGUAUCUGGCCGCUGUCUGUGUUCUAUUUCCGGAUCCGCAUGCUCAAUUCCAGCCUGUAUCGUCGCGGAGCUAUCAAGAAGAGAGUUCCGUACUGGCUUGUGAUCAAGUACUAUUGGAAGUCGCUGAUUGGGACGUGCGGUGCUUGGUUUCUUUACGACUUUGUCACUUUUCCCAACGGGGUCUUCUCCGGCAAAAUCCUCGACUCCAUCGUGAAAAACGGCUCGAUCAAGCGAACUGCCGAAUGGCAGCUCCUCCUCGGCGUCCUCAGUAUACCAGGUGUGCUGAUCGGUGCCUGGCUCUGCGACCGCAUCGGCCGCAAACAGACCAUGAUGAUUGGCUUUGGCGGCUACCUGGUCUUCGGCCUCAUCAUUGGCUGUGCCUACGACCAAAUCACCAAGAUCGUCCCUCUGUUCGUCGUGUUCUACGGCUUCAUGCAGAGUUCCGGUAACCUGGGACCGGGCGAUAUGCUUGGUCUGCUGUCUAGCGAGUCUUACGCCACCGCGGUAAGGGGUACGUGUUAUGGUAUUUCGGCUGCGUUUGGGAAAGCCGGUGGUGCCAUUGGGACGCAGGCGUUUACACCUAUUGAGGACAACUUGGGGAAGAGGUGGACGUUUAUUAUUGCGGCUAUUUGCGGUGUGGUUGGCGUGGUGGUGACGUUCUUGUUUGUCCCGAACACGUCGGGUAGUGAUCUGAAGGAGUCUGACGAGAAGUUCCGCGCUUAUCUGGUUGCGAAUGGCUGGGAUGGUGAGAUGGGUGAGGACGAUCUGAAGACGAUUGCGGAUGAGGGCAUUCCGCCGGCAGUUGUGGACGAUGUGGCUGGAUUCAAGGCGCAGUAA